Molecule: messenger RNA, 873 nt
Organism: Rhizophagus irregularis DAOM 181602=DAOM 197198
Lineage: Eukaryota; Fungi; Glomeromycota; Glomeromycetes; Glomerales; Glomeraceae
Source: RefSeq, a predicted model, not a curated record
AUGCCAAUUUCAGAGUAUCGGGAUGAAAAAAAUUCUUUCGAGGUUAGAGAAUUUUGGCGGGAGAGAAAUCUUCGAAUUCUCUUUGAGGAAACGACUAUGAAAAGCACUGAAACAAUUAUCGACCAAGUUAAUAUAGUACAGGACGAAGCGAGCGAUGUUUUAAUUCUCGAAGCUGCCGUAGUACUGACCGCUUCUUCAAGUGAUAAUGAUGCGUUCACUUUCGGAGAUAAGGAUAUGGAAUUAUUUACUAACCGAUAUCAGGCCAUGAAGGAUAAUAAAAAAUGGAAGCUCAUAUGUGAAAAUUAUAAUCCUCUUGUUGAUUUCACAUAUGAACAAGGUCCGUUUGCUGGAAUUGGAACCAAAUCCAUUAACAAUCACACAAGAUUUACCGGAAGCUGGUUCCGAAUCAAUGCCUGGAGGACGCUUGACAUAGCCUUUUCAGACAUACCUUUUGCGUUAUUUGUUGGGCAAAAGGCUGGAAUAGCAACUAGGGAGAGGAAAAAUCGCAGCAGAACUUUAAGUAAUGUAGGUCCAAUGAAACGUAAGGCUAUUGGGAGGAGAGGAGACGGUUACGUUCGAGAUUGGGCAGCAUCCGAGGCCAGACCCAAAUGGAAAGGGGAGCAGGGCACCGAGCUCAUAAACGAAUGUUGUUUGACCUUACCAAAGAUAAUGAAAGAUAUUUUCAUUAAUCUUUCUCGAAAAAUAAACUUUGAAGAAGACAAAGGUUAUGUAUGUCGAUAUAUGAAAGAAGGUCCAUUUGAGAUAUAUGCUGACGCAAAGCAAUGUAACAAUACAUUGAAUGCUCUUGUUUCUAUCAUUUACGCCAAGACAAUGGGAAAAUUUGAAGAGAUGGAAAAAUCUACAGAAAACUGA